AUGCCAAACGAUCACUGGGUUGACAUCCUUCGUAAAGAAAUACCUCAUAUAUCCACUAGUUUCAUCACAUGGGAAGAUGUUUCCCCUUUUGCAAUUUGGGCGAUUAGGAAAAACAGGAAUGAAAACAAUGUUAAUAACAAUAAUCUUAAUAUUAACACAACGAAAGUGUUUCAACAAACGCUUGAAUAUCAUUUUUUCACAUCCAAGCCCACUACUAGUAGUAUUCAUAUAAAGGUGAAGGUAAAAUGGCACCCGCCACCAAGGAAAUGGUACAAGUUUAACUUUGAUGGUGCUUUCAACAAUGACUACAUGCAUGGAGGAAUCAGUGGAAUCACACGCAACAACAAAGGAAAGUGGAUGUUAGGUUACUAUGAGAAGUGUCAAAUAAUAUCACCUAUACAUGCAGAACUACUAGCUCUUUGGCAGGCACUUCAAACAAUUAUCAAGGAGAAGAUCACCCCAUGUGAACUAGAGACAGAUGCCACAGAGGUGCUUAAUAGGAAGGGUAAUGGAGCAGGGGGAGAUCAUAAUGAAGCACAACUUCCGUGA
This is a messenger RNA of Nicotiana attenuata, 549 nucleotides long. RefSeq lists its product as uncharacterized. The record is from RefSeq and is a predicted model, not a curated record. NCBI's taxonomy places the organism in Eukaryota, Viridiplantae, Streptophyta, Magnoliopsida, Solanales, Solanaceae. The coding region runs from base 1 to 549 and encodes 182 amino acids. Gene Ontology annotation, molecular function: RNA-DNA hybrid ribonuclease activity; nucleic acid binding. The transcript is spliced from 2 exons.